CUUCAUUUCUCUAUAUCCGUCAUUUCUUUGCUACUAUGCAAUUUAUGCUGCUGUAGCCGAGUGGCAGAGUCAUAUACACCGUCGCCCAUCUUCUCAUUACCUGUGAUGCAUAAGUAAAGACCUGGAAAGACCCACGACAUGGGGCCCAUCGAGUUCAACAAGCGGCGCAUCUUCAUAUUGUUCGCUGCCGUAAUAGCCUUCUACAUCGUCUUCCAUGGCAUUACGAUCUCCGGAGACAGCCUCAGAGAUGCAACUGCUCAUAUCCCCCUCCCGGAUAGUUUGCGCCCCAGCGAACACAAGCAGCCUCCUACCGCCGACCCAGACGAGAUAUGGGAUCUAGAUCCUCUUCCCUCUCCCGCUCCAGACCCUCCGGUGGACUCCCCAUCCACGGAGCCUUCGACGCACGACCCUGUCGAGCAUAAUGAUCUGCAUCCGAUCACACGCCUAAUGGAAGAGGCAGACGCUCGGUGGAGAUCUUACGAGACGGGAAUUUCGACAUCCUUCAGACAGACCGUGGAAAAGUAUAGAAGUCGAUAUGGCAGACACCCUCCACCCGGGUUUAGCGAGUGGUACAAGUUUGCACGCAGGAGAAAUGUGUUCAACAUCGACGACUUCGACCAGAUCAUGGAUGACCUGCGACCGUUUUGGGCUAUCAACGCAUCCGAGAUCCGAACGCGGGCUGCGCAUAUGUGGGAGCAAGAUCAGUUUGGGGUUGCGGUCAUACAUAUACGAGACCACAAGGUUGUGCGCGUCGAUUUUCCUAGCUGGCGGUCCGAGACCAUGGUCAACGUCAUCGAGAAAUUUAUCGAAUUUCUUCCAGACAUGGAUAUUGCAAUGAAUCGGCUCGACCAGCCUCGCGUGGUGGUGCCUUGGGAAGACAUGCAAAACAUGCUGCAAUAUGAGUACGAUACUCGCGUGGUGCCUCCUGAAGUCAUGGACAACUUUACGUUGCAUCAGAGCGAUCUGUUGGAUAUGAGCUUCGAGAACAAAGAAGAUGACAACUCAACCAGGCUCGAUGACGGAUGGUUCUUUGCGCCAGGCCAGCAAUACAUGAAGAUCGCUUCCAAGGCAUGUCCGCCUGAAUCACCAGCACGGUCGAAUAUGUCCAUCGCCCAGGCCGAUAAACUGUACAAGGAACCGAUGGCUGGGAUUGUCAGCAAUUUCAAUCUAUCCUCCGACCUCUGUACCGUCGGUCCUGCCAUUCAGGACCUGCACGGUAUGCUAUACUCGGCCAGCAGCAUAAUCGCGUCCCACAAGCUUGUCCCUAUCUUUGGGGAAUGUAAGGUCAACGUGAACAGCGAUAUCCUCUUCCCAGCAAACAUGUACUACCGUCACGACGAUCGGUAUGACUACAAUAGCGAAGAGGACGUAGACUGGCGCGAGAAGCAAGACACCAUCAUAUGGCGCGGAGUGACGUCCGGAGGUGUCCAGAUCGCAGAGAAUUGGGAGACCAUGCACCGGCAAAGACUGGUUCGACUCAUGAACGGCACGCACCUCUUGCAAUCAGGCACCCAUGCCAAAGUCCUCACGGAAAAGCGAGAAGAUCUAAACAAGGAGAACACAACAUAUGAAGUCUACGAUCAUUUCCAGCCUUCCCACUUCGCCGAGCGUCACAGUGAUGUCGGCUUCGUCGAGGCCUGGGGCUGUGUACCGAAUUGCAGUUUCUACGACAACGUCUUCUCCUGGAAACCCCAAGUGUCUUUGACAUCUCAAUUCAAGUCGAAAUACCUUAUUGAUGUGGACGGACACUCUUUCUCGGGCCGCUGGCACGCCUUCCUGCAGAGCAAGAGUCUUGGCCUAAAAGCAACCAUCUUCCGCGAGUGGCACGAUAGCAGGUUGCUGGCCUGGCGCCAUUUCGUGCCCGUCGAUAACCGGUACGACGAUUUGUACGCGCUGUUAUCGUACUUUAUCGGCUAUGGAGAGCCAAACAUGGAGCACGCAAUUGAGAGCGACGAUCUGAAUCCGGAGGUAUACAUUGCCCCGCACCCCAAGGAGGCGCAAAGGCUUGCGAGACAGGGCCGCGAGUGGGCGAAUAAAGUCCUCCGAAGGGAAGAUAUUGAGGUUUACACAUUCAGGUUGCUUUUGGAGUACGGAAGGCUUAUUGAUGACAAUCGCGAUUACAUUGGAUAUUCGGGUGAUGGGAGUGAAUUGGACAAAUUCGAUGCUGGCGAGGAGAAGGCGUCCGGAAGAUGGGGAAUCGGUGGCUGGAAAGACUGAGGCUGUCACGAUGUUUAAAAUUGGAAUCGAAGAUUUGUCGUUCGAUUAGACGGCAGCAGUGCAAAGUCAGCACGGCAUGCUCCGCUCUUCGCUUCGACAGGCCACGUCGAUCCGGUACAGGCAAUCCGCAAAUGAAGAGCCGUUUCCGCAGGCAGACAGUCCCCUGCUGUGAUAGAGUGGUGAUGAUCCGUCUGGAAAACGCCGAAGUGGCAGCAGCAAUGGAUCUGACAAUGCCGUGCGGUGGGAGCAUCCUGUCAGCCGCGUCUCAAGAAUCUAAUGGCAAGCCUCGAUUCUUCUCCGUUGAGCCACCAAUGCCGGCUAGAGGGACAGCCAGGGCGAAGGAAAGGGACGUCGAGAGGUGCGAAGAUACUACUCACCGCUUUGUGGCAGAUGGGAGUCUUCGAGGCGCAGGAAUACUUGGAUGUAUAUAUCUCGGGAUGCGUUUUGGCUUGUACAGCAGGGUAUUUGGCGUUCUGCUGCGCUUGGAAAAAGGGCGGCAAUCACAUUCGGAAGGAGGCUUCUAUACAUAGUAAAGAGUCAUUGUCAUUCAUCAUUCGACAUGAACAUUUUGUUUGCUACGGCUGGGGC
Molecule: messenger RNA, 2805 nt
Organism: Exophiala xenobiotica
Lineage: Eukaryota; Fungi; Ascomycota; Eurotiomycetes; Chaetothyriales; Herpotrichiellaceae
Exons: 1
Coding region: 139-2217 (692 amino acids)
Source: RefSeq, a predicted model, not a curated record